GCGGGCCUGCAAUACAGCAGAGCUGGGCCCCGGUAGCAACACAAGAGAGGGGAGGGGGCAUGGAAGCGGCCCAGGCCGCAUGGCACGCAGCUGGGGCAGACGUGGCAAGAAGCCAAAUGGGGGCAUGCGGGCCUGCUACAAGGUUAGCAGGGGCCCAGGAGAUGCCAUCAAUGGCCCAGGCGGCCUGGGUCCCCACCAGGCCCGGGCCAGGCCCUACAGGGAACCCAAUGGGAGCGGGUGGGCUGCUCACCGCCACCCGGGAGAGUGGAGCUAUGGCGGGCUCGCCCUGCUACAGGCCUCUCCAAACACCAGGGCAACAGGCCGGGCCUACAGGCAAUGGCCAAGAGAGCCAACAGGGAUGGGCCCCAGCACCAACAGGAGAGGCCAACCGGGCGGUGCCCAUGGGCGCUGCGGCAGGGAGGGAGGGAGCAACGGCCGCACAUAGCGUGGCAGCCCAGGGUAUGCCCCCCCCGCUUUGUCUCCAACAGGUACAAGGACCAGGCAACGGCGAGGGCGGGACGCCACAACAGCAACAAGGGAUCACACCAGGAGCCCCAGGCCGAGACAGCACAACCACAAACUACAACAACAGCGCAGGUACGCACGUUGGGCUACAAGGACAAGGACAACUGACGGUAACCAGCACUUCUUCAGCCGCAGCGGGGGGGGGGCAAACGGGCGGGCAAACGCUCACAGAUUUCAUUGACAGUUUGCGACAGCUCUUAGGGCAGUGGGAUGGAAAAAGCCAAACACCGGGAGGGGCACCCAGCGCAGCAGCACCGUCCACAGCACAGGUCACAACAGCACAAGGGUCAAUAGGGGGCCCAAAUAGUGAAGGGAACGGGGAAAAACGGGGGGACAAGCCAGUGCCACUCUCGGACUCAGCCAAGGGGCAUGCUUAUAUCUGUUUCGAAGGCCCCCUAGGGUCACAUCUGAAGCCAGAGGUGCGGGAAAAGAUCUGGAAACGGGAAUACGUGGAUAUCUUUACACUGCUCCCAUUAGAGAGGUUCAACAUUGACAAAUUUGAGAAAGGGAAGGAACACAGAAAGGAGGAGGAUGAAGAUAGGCGCCGCUACAGGCUCAUACCCAGGACAUUCGGCAAUUGGCUACAAGCCUUUGCCAUCCUGGCUAGUGUAGUAGGAGAAAAACACCCCGAGCACUGCUCAGCCCUGUUCUGCUACCUAGACGGAAUCUGGGAGGCACACAGGGUUUACGGGGGCUUAGCUUGGCUGCGCUAUGACGAGCAAUUUCGUCAGAGGAUGGCAGUCAGACAGGAUGUCAGAUGGGACCACCGGGACAUCGGCCUCUGGAUGAGGCUGAUGAACAACAAAGGGUAUCAGGGGUACGGGGGUCCGGGGACGACGGGCCAGCAGCCCUUUCCAAAUAGCUCCAGCGGGCAAACUUCCAGCCCAGCUGGGGCACACAAAAAAGGAGCUUGCUGGGCAUUCAAUGAUAGCCAAUGCAAAUGGGGGGCAUCAUGCCGGUUCAAGCACGAAUGCUCCCUGUGCGCUGGAGCACAUCCACUCAGCAGGUGCUUCAAGAAAGGAAAAGGAACAGGGGGUAAGUUUAGGGACGGCUUUGGGAAAGGGCCAGACGCCGGUGAGGCUAGAAGCGAUGCUCCCAUGGCUAAGUAAAUACCCAGCCAGGGACAAAGCAGAAUUAUUAAAAAAGGGUUUUCGGGAUGGGUUUAGGAUCCCGGGAAGGGAGGGGACACAGGGGGGCCAAUUAAAAAACUUGAAGUCAGCUAACACCAACCCGGGGCUGGUAAUAGAGAAACUUUACAAGGAGGUGAGCUUGGGGCGCAUGGCGGGCCCUUUCAAGGAACCACCAUUACACAACCUUAGAACAUCUCCCCUAGGCCUGGUGCCUAAGAAGGAAGCCGGUAAAUUCCGGCUUAUUCACCACCUAUCACACCCCAAAGGCACCUCAGUGAAUGACGAGAUUGAUAAGGACUUAGUGAAGGUCUCUUAUACCUCCUUUGAUGAAGCAAUACGUUUAGUAGGUAGGGCAGGACGAGGGGCCCUGAUGGCUAAGGCGGAUAUAGAGUCAGCUUUCCGGCUCCUGCCAGUACAUCCGGAAUCACUACACUUACUGGGCUGCUACUUUGAGGGACACUACUAUGUGGACAGGAGUUUACCCAUGGGCUGCUCCAUAUCCUGCGCAUAUUUCGAGGCCUUUAGCACAUUCCUAGAGUGGGUAGUUCGGGAGAAAGCAGGGGUUGCGUCAGUCAUCCACUACCUGGAUGACUUUCUCUGUGUCGGCCCGCAACGCUCCAGCCUAUGCGCAGUGCUCCUUGAGACACUGCAGGAGGUUGCGGAGCAAUUUGGGGUACCGUUAGCACGGGAAAAAACUGAGGGCCCUAUCACAUGCUUAAAAUUCCUGGGCAUUGAGAUUGACACGGUCAGGCAGGAAUGCCGGCUACCCAUGGACAAAGUACUAACGCUAAAAGAGGAAGUAGGAUACGCGAAGCAGGCUAAGAAGGUGACUUUAAAACAGCUCCAAUCUCUCCUAGGAAAACUUAAUUUUGCUUGCCGCAUUAUCCCCAUGGGGAGGGUGUUUUCUAGGAGUCUAUCCAUGGCAACAGCAGGUAUCAGGCACCCCCAUCAUUUUAUAAGGCUCAACUCAGAACACAAAGCUGACCUAGCGGUCUGGAGCACCUUCCUCCAGGACUUUAAUGGGAAAGUAUACUGGCCAGAAGAGGUAGUGGAGAACCCCGAGAUCAGCCUAUUCACAGACGCAGCAGGGGCGACAGGCUUCGGGGCAUACUUGUCAGGCAAAUGGUGCGCGGCGGGGUGGCCCCAGGAGUGGGCCACGCGCAACCUAACAGGCAACCUAGCAUUUCUAGAACUCUUCCCAAUAAUAGUUGCAGUAGAGCUUUGGGGUCGGGAACUGUCCAACAAAUCUGUUUUGUUCCGCUCAGACAACAUGGCAACGGUUCUAGCGGUCAACAACCUAACUUCCUCCUCACGCCCGGUGCUAGCACUACUACGGCACCUGGUACUACGCUGCUUACAACUUAACAUCAGUUUUAGAGCAAAACACAUCCCAGGCGAAAUUAAUGAGAUCGCUGAUGCUUUAUCUCGGUUUCAGUGGAACAGGUUCCGGGGGCUAGCGCCGGCAGCGGAGCAGGAGGGAGAGCGGUGCCCAGACCUUGUAUGGAAUCUGGUGCCUCAGAUGCCCUCCAGUGCAAAGUAUGGCUAAUGGGACACUCCUUCAUACACUGGGCGGAAAGGAGGGCAUCAGUUCGCCAUGCCGACCGCCAAUUGGGUUUCACGGUAUCUCAGGUGAAAUUACACUGGGUUAGUAGAAGAGGGCUCAGGUGGGACGAGAUAGUACCCAGGGCAGUACAGAAAGCAAAGGAGUCGGGCCCGCCUAAUGUCAUAUUACUCCACGCAGGGGGUAAUGAUUUGGGUAUCUGUCCCAUGAAAGCCUUGAUCUCCACCAUUAGGACAGAUUGUUUUAGGCUCAGAUCACUGUUCGAGGGGUUAAUUAUCAUAUGGUCAGAAAUAAUUCCCAGAACCCACUGGAGGGGAGCACGUUCACACAGGGCCAUCAACAGGGUUAGAAUAAAGGUAAAUAAGGCAGUAGCAAGCAACGUACAGAAGAACGGGGGGAUAGUGGUUAGGCAUAAGGAAUUAGAGAAUAACAUGGCCUUUUUUCGCACAGACGGUAUCCACCUGAAUGAGGUUGGGUUGGAUUUGUUUAAUUUUAACUUACAGGAAGCCAUCACAUUGGCUUGGAAGUCAUGGCGGCGUAUGCAGAGCUGAAGGGGUCCAGCUCUGCAUACUAUGGCGGGUCCUUGUCAGUCUGCCGGGGAGGAAAGCUUGUUCUGGUAAGCCAGAUCAGGUAGAGUGGAUGGUUUAACC
Messenger RNA from Xenopus tropicalis (tropical clawed frog), 3866 nucleotides. RefSeq lists its product as uncharacterized. The coding region runs from base 1450 to 3201 and encodes 583 amino acids. Lineage: Eukaryota; Metazoa; Chordata; Amphibia; Anura; Pipidae. The record is from RefSeq and is a predicted model, not a curated record. The transcript has 2 exons. Gene Ontology annotation, molecular function: nucleotidyltransferase activity; RNA-directed DNA polymerase activity; transferase activity. Gene Ontology annotation, biological process: RNA-templated DNA biosynthetic process; DNA biosynthetic process.